Molecule: messenger RNA, 1286 nt
Organism: Manacus vitellinus (golden-collared manakin)
Lineage: Eukaryota; Metazoa; Chordata; Aves; Passeriformes; Pipridae
Gene: STX8
Product: syntaxin 8
Exons: 8
Coding region: 1-726 (241 amino acids)
Biological process (GO): vesicle fusion; intracellular protein transport
Cellular component (GO): endomembrane system; SNARE complex
Molecular function (GO): SNARE binding; SNAP receptor activity
Source: RefSeq, a predicted model, not a curated record
AUGGGCAACUUCUACCCCUGUAUCCUGGAAAUGCUCUCCCUGCUCGAUGCCACUCGCCAGCUCGCCCAGGACAUCGCCGAGAAGAUCCAGGAGCGGAACCGGUGCCAGCGGAGCGGGGAGAGCUCAGCCAAGAUCAAUGUGGCCAUCAGAUCAUCACUGCAGAAUCUCAGGGAGAAGAUUGAUCAGCUGAAGGAGUUGCUGCUUCGGGCGGUGUCAACCCGCCAAAUUACACAGCUGGAGGGAGACAGGAGGCAGAAUUUGGUGGACGACCUUCUCACACGACAUAAACAACUUGAGGCAUCUUACAAGAAUGAAGGCCCAGAACCAGAUAUGACAAGAUCCAGCCUAAUGACAGGAGGGGUCAAACGAGGUGUCACCAACCCGUGGCUCUUGGAAGAACCGGAGGAAACCAGAGGGCUUGGCUUUGAUGAUCUCAGGCAGCAGCAGAGAAGGAUCAUAGAAGAACAAGAUGCAGGACUGGAUGCUCUUUCUUCAAUCAUAUCACGGCAAAAGCAAAUGGGACAGGAAAUUGGGAAUGAGCUGGAUGAACAGAAUGAGAUCAUCGACGACCUCACUAACCUGGUGGAAAACACGGACGACAGGCUCCGCAACCAGACCCGGCACGUGAAGAUGGUGGACAAGAAAUCAACCUCCUGUGGAAUGCUGGUGGUGAUCGUGCUGCUGCUCAUCGCCAUCGUCGUGGUCGCUGUCUGGCCAAUUAACUAACACAGAUCCAGGGCUGGUGGGAGCAGCUGCUCCACACCGAGCACAAGGACUCCAGAGAACAGCCUGACUGUGUGCAGAGACCUUCUGUGUUGGAAAUAACCUCAGCAGUACCAGACCGAAGCCGUGUCCGCCAGACAUCCGCUCUCCUUCGGCGCGCAGCUGAGCAGAGCUGUGUGAUUUGGAGGAUUUCAACGGGAAAAGGGCUCUCUUCCCACCUUCCUCUGGCACUCAGGCAGCAGCAGCUGUACAGUGGAUACAUCUCUCCUGCAUCUGUGUCUGAGGAUGUGCUGGUGCCACCUGCCCACCUGCCACCACUUCUGCUGAGCUCAGUCGUCCCGAGGGCUUUAAAAUACUGAAAGGCAGGAGUGGUUUGGAGUGCUGUGACAUUCCUCUGCUUCCUGAUACCUUCCUUCAGAAGGAAAAUGCUUAACGUUUUUCAAGGAAUAGUCUUGGGGAAUGGCUGCACCUGGUUUCUCACAGGGUGGAAUGUGAGAGCCCACAGAGCCCUUUGGGAGGGGCAGGACCCCCAUGGGCUGCACGGAAUCGCUGGUGAGUCAGAC